CUGUGUUGGUCCCCUGCAGCCGGCCGGAGCGGCGAGAGCCCCGUCGGGCCGGGCUCCGGCGGCGGCCGCAGCUUCCGCUGGUUUGUCCCUGCGGGGGUGUCCCCGGCGGCAGAGCUGAGCACUCUGCCGGCGGGCAGCAUGUCGGUGCAUUUAGCCACGCCCCUGCCUCUCACCCGGAAGCCAUGGAGGAGAUAAGGUAGCCCCUCGAUGGGAUGGGGAAGCCCAGUUCAAUGGAUGCAAAGUACAAGGAUGACUUAUUUCGCAAGUAUGUGCAGUUCCACGAGGGCAGGGCGGACGCCGCCCCCAGCCAGCGGCCUGGCGGUGACGGGCACCUGCGGGCGGCAGCCUGCACCCUGCUCAGCCUGCACAAGGUGGAUCCCUUCCAUCGAUUCCGGCUGAUCCAAUUCUACGAGGCAGUGGAGAGCUCCCUGCGCUCGCUCAGCUCCAGCCUGCGGGCUCUGCACUGCGCCUUCAGCGUGCUGGAGACGGUGGCUAUCAACCUGUUCCUCUACCCGUGGAAGAAGGAGUUCAGAAGCAUCAAGACCUACACGGGCCCUUUCGUGUACUAUGUCAAGUCCACGUUGCUGGAGGAGGACAUCCGAGCCAUCCUGAGCUGCAUGGGCUACGUGCCCGAGCUGGGGACCGCCUACAGGCUCAGGGAGCUCGUGGAGACCCUCCAGGUGAAGAUGGUCUCCUUUGAGCUCUUUCUGGCCAAGGUCGAGUGCGAGCAGAUGCUGGAAAUCCACUCCCAGGUGAAGGACAAGGGCUACUCCGAGCUGGACGUGGUGAGCGAGCGCAGGAGCAGCGCUGAGGACGCGCGGGGCUGCUCGGAGGCCCUGCGGCGGCGGGCCGAGGGCAGGGAUCACCUGACGGCCUCCAUGGCCCGGGUGGCGCUCCAGAAGUCGGCCAGCGAGCGCGCGGCCAAGGACUACUACAAGCCGCGGGUGACCAAGCCCUCCAGGUCGGUGGACGCCUACGACAGCUACUGGGAGAGCAGGAAGCCGCCCCUGAGGGCCUCGUUGAGCCUGCGCAAGGAGCCCGUGGCCGCAGACUCGGGCGACGACCUCAAGGACGAGAUCAUCCGGCCGUCCCCCUCACUCCUGACCAUGUCCAGCUCGCCCCACGGCAGCCCGGACGACCUGCCACCCACGUCCCCCAGCAACGGACUGGGCCUGCUGCGGGGCACCUACUUCUCUGCCCAGGAGGACGUGGACCUGUACACGGACUCGGAGCCCAGGGCCGCGUACCGGAGGCAGGAUGCCCUGCGGCCAGACGUGUGGCUGGUCAGAAACGACGCCCACCCCGCCUACCACAAGCGCACGCCGCCCGCCAAGGAGUCGGCUCUCUCCAAGUGCCAGAACUGUGGCCUCUCCUGCAGCUCGACCCUGUGCCAGCGCUGUGACAGUCUGCUCGCCUGUCCUUCGGCCUCCAAGCCCAGCCCCUUCCCCGGCAAGGCUCCCGCCCACGACAGCCUGGCCCAAGGGGCCUCUCUGCGGGAGAAGUGCUCAGGCCAGGCCCAGGGCCUCGAGCGGCUGCCACACGUGCACACCAAGCCCAAGCCCCCCAGCACAGCCACCGCCCGCUGUGGCUUCUGCAACCGGCCCGGCGCCACCAACACCUGCACGCAGUGCUCCAAGGUCUCCUGCGACGCCUGCCUCAGCGCCUACCACUACGACCCCUGCUGCCGGAAGGGGGAGCUGCACAGGUUCCUGCCCCACAGCCAGCUGAGCUACAGGUGCAGCCCGUUCUCCCAGCUCGUGUACAGAUAGACUCGCCUGGCGCCUCCCGCUCCAAGGGCUACCCCGCUGGCCUUGCCGGCCGCACGGUCGGGGAGGACUGCGCACCGACUGCAGGAGCAGGGCCUGCACCUGACCACGCAGCCGGCGGGACCCGCGUGGGAGUACCGUCACGGCUCAGCUCCUUCCACUGAUGGCUGCGCUGUCGUCUGACAAGACAGAGGGUGGCACUUCGUUCAGAUUCAUUUUUGCUAAUCUCUCCACUCCCCGUUCAGUUGUGUUUUUUCUCCUUUAAAGAGAAUUUCUAUCUCUGGGACUCUCACCUUGCCUGCCCUCCUGCCCCUCCCGCUGCAGAGCCAACUCGGACUGGGAAGGGCCCUCCGGGUCACCUCAGCGCCCCCGAGUGGUGAGCCAGAGGCCUGCUGGCUUGUGAAAUGAGCCCUCCUGCCACACUGGGCCUCCCCCCACCGGCUCAGCCCUUGGCCGCCCCUUCCCAAGCACAAGGACCCCCAGCCUCCCUCCCGCGCCCCCCCAGGUGUCAAAGGUGAACCGAGUCCAGUGUUAGCUGAGCGUCUUGCUGCCGCCCCAGCUUGGUCAGCCCGGUGUUAGCGAGCGCGGCUGCGACGCCCGAGCGUGGCCUUCGCACGGUGGGACACGCCCUUUCUGUUGUUUGCACACGCCCCUCUCACUGUACUGUAAAUAGAGAUUUUUGAGAUUUAUUUUUAAAUAAAUAUUCAACUUGCUGUGUGUUUCAAAGUGGGUAAGAAAUUAAUUAUGUAGCUAUUUAUAAAAAUGCCCUGGGUUCCUGCGUCUUCCGUGUUGUGUCCUCCGCCCCCGCCGGGGCGCGUGGAGCGGCGGCGGCGGCGGGUUCCCAAGCUGGUGGAGCGCCCACGUCUUCCCUCGAUCUCUACACACCUACCUCCAGUGUGCACUCGGCCAGGGCCGCCCGGGCCCGGUCUGCCUGCAGGCCCUGGCCCUGCGGAGUCGCCGGGCGUGCACUGCAGACUUCCUCCGCGACUCCGCCACCUCCACCCCAGUCCUCCGCACGCCACCAGUCUCCAGGGACUCGUCUGGGACAGCACUAGCGAGCUUUUUGCACUACAAGUGGGCGAGAGUGGGCACGCGCCCAGCAGAUGGCCCCUGGGCACUCAGCUGAGCCUCCGAGCUUCCAAACCCAAGGGCCCCUCCAGCGCCUGCCAGCCGCGGGCCCCUGGCUCUCCCUGGUGGGGGCCAGAGAGGAGGGGCCGGGACUCUGAACAUGAACUGCUUCCCUGUGAACUGGUGACACUGUAGCCAUACGUGUCUGUGAUGCAGCCAGCGCGCAGGGGGUCUCCGGGUGCGGAUUUUUCCAGAAGGAGGCGUUCCGCUCUGGAGUUGCGAUCCGGCCGAGUCCUGAGGCCACUGUGAACUUGCUGAUGUUCUUCCAACUCAGCUGAGUGGUUUUAAGCUUUUCCAAACCUUCUGUGGCUCUUUUUUAUAAACCUGGCCGACGGCCGACCUGCAGAGAAGUCGUGUGUACGUAAAGCCGAAUUUCACCACCGUUGUGACUGCCGGGAGCAGCCGUCCGGGCGCUGCAGAGCCGGCCUUGCCUGCCCACUCCCGGGAACGCCGGCCUCCCAGUGCCGCCCUUCCAGCAUUCGUCACCACGUCAGCCGCCAUGCCACGUAACACGACGGACAGAGCGCCAGCCACGGGCCGUCCCGGCAGAGCCUGUGUUCCUCGGCCGCCUGGGCAGUGGGCCGCGCGUCUUCCUCCGUGACAGGCGGUUCAGUGUGCGCGAAUGUUUUGCCUUUGAUUUCUGCCAGGAGUUGAAGUGUUGAGAGAUGAUUACAGAAACCACAAUAAAGCGUCUUCCAUUGUGAGUGCAGU
This is a messenger RNA of Lepus europaeus (European hare), 3605 nucleotides long. RefSeq names its product spermatogenesis associated 2 (gene SPATA2). The record is from RefSeq and is a predicted model, not a curated record. NCBI's taxonomy places the organism in Eukaryota, Metazoa, Chordata, Mammalia, Lagomorpha, Leporidae. The coding region runs from base 213 to 1769 and encodes 518 amino acids. Gene Ontology annotation, biological process: regulation of tumor necrosis factor-mediated signaling pathway; protein K63-linked deubiquitination; protein linear deubiquitination. Gene Ontology annotation, cellular component: cytoplasm. The transcript has 3 exons.